Molecule: messenger RNA, 834 nt
Organism: Plasmodium yoelii
Lineage: Eukaryota; Apicomplexa; Aconoidasida; Haemosporida; Plasmodiidae
Product: fam-a protein
Exons: 6
Coding region: 1-834 (277 amino acids)
Source: RefSeq, a predicted model, not a curated record
AUGAAUAAAAUAUAUAUUAAGAUUGCUUUGGCACUUUUAAGUGUAGCCGGAUAUAUGCAAAAUAUAGCAUUUGCAAGCGAAUAUGCUCCAAGCGUCAAUUCUUCAACUGAAGUUAAAGAAUACAUAUUUAUCGAGCCUAAUGAAGCUGAACAAGCAGAAUAUAUUAUGGACGAAGCGUUAGAUCUUGUACAACAACAUGCCAAACAUACAGAUGACUACGAGUUAUACUAUAAGGAAGAUGAAGGAGCAAUUAUAUAUUUUAAGAGCGUAAACGGUACCGAAAUUGGAAAACUUGAACUUACAAUCCCUAACCCUGAUAGUUAUUCUGAUAUAGUAAACAUGUUAUGGGAUCCUAAUGGCGCAAAGAACUUUGAUAAUUCAUUCGUUAAUGGAAAAUUUUCUCGAAUAUACAAUAAAAAUUUAGUAAUUAGACAACAACGUUACGAAGGUCUUGUUAAACUAUGGCACGUAUAUUAUUAUGCAUUAGCCAGCAAAUAUGAAUUAUCAGAAGACACAACCGUAAUAGUCUUGGCUUCAUCAAAUGUGAAUGAUGGUGAUAACAGAACCUUUGAAACAUAUGUAAAUCCUAUCGUAAAAAGUGCAAGAUCAUUCAAUCCUGAAGUUCAUUCUGAAGAAGAUAUUAAAAUUGGAAGAUUAUACAAAACAUAUAUUAACUUAGUAGGAUUCAUCAUUAAAAAGGAAGACGAUUGUGUUAAAAUUACCAAUAUCAGCUCUAUUGAUCAUUGUCUUCUUCCUGAUACCCCAGAAAAGGCUAUUAGAAAAUUGACAGCCAAGAGAAUGUUAAAUAUGAUCAAUUUAAGGGAUAUCUUUUAA